This is a messenger RNA of Lymnaea stagnalis (great pond snail), 709 nucleotides long. The record is from the annotation of a GenBank genome assembly. Lineage: Eukaryota; Metazoa; Mollusca; Gastropoda; Lymnaeidae.
AACAGCAUCGACUAAUUUUUUAAAAAAAACUUUUUGGUGCAAAAUGAAACUAACGUAUCCGGAGCAAUGACCUUGGACUUCGCCAGGACACUCCUCGUGCCCAUAGCCACAGCAUCCAGGAUCAAAUCCACCAGGCUCUGCCACCGGAGGAAACCGGGCAACAUCAUCAGAGAUUUGCUCACGAGCUCUAAACAGGACACGAGCCACUUGGAGCUCGCCGUCAACCACUACAGCAUGAACGCCAACGCGGUGUAUGACAGCGCCUCCACCACGACCGACAGCGACACGACGCGAACGGGUUACGAUGAGGAUGACUCUGUCCGCACCACGCAGUCCACCACGCUGUCCACCGCACAGUCCACCACGCAGUCCACCACGCAGUUCACCGCUCAGCCGUGCAUACACCUGUCUGCAUCGCUGGCGAGCUCCACGAAAUUCUCCAAAGGUAUCAGGCGGCCGGGGUAUAAAAUGGUGGCCAGGACGGGCAUCCCCAAACUGGCCACCACCUGCAAGCUGCGCCACACGAAAAUCGCGCGCACCAGACCUGUUCUGGCGGCAGCCCCGGCGCCGCACUCCACCUCAAGGGCGAUUAGAGCGAAAUGCGCAAAACAGACCGGUUCCGGUGUGGAGAAAACCACCGGGAAACAUCAGCGGACGGCGCGGGAAACCACUAGCGUGGUAUCGGGCAACAAGACACAAGCAACCAAGA